This is a messenger RNA of Diabrotica virgifera virgifera (western corn rootworm), 6352 nucleotides long. Its product is annotated as zinc finger protein 235-like. The record is from RefSeq and is a predicted model, not a curated record. Gene Ontology annotation, biological process: regulation of transcription by RNA polymerase II. The transcript has 2 exons. Gene Ontology annotation, cellular component: nucleus. Gene Ontology annotation, molecular function: DNA-binding transcription activator activity, RNA polymerase II-specific; RNA polymerase II cis-regulatory region sequence-specific DNA binding. NCBI's taxonomy places the organism in Eukaryota, Metazoa, Arthropoda, Insecta, Coleoptera, Chrysomelidae. The coding region runs from base 2850 to 4802 and encodes 650 amino acids.
GUGGAUUAAACACAGUGUUUAAUAGGUUAUAAAUUAAAUUGACAGCUGUCAUCUGUCAAUUUCUUCUUUUUUAGGUAAAAUUAAUACGAUUUAGGGAUUUCUAGGGGAAAUUGAAGCUCCCGUCUAGGGAUAUUCUGAAAUUUCAUCUGGCAACCCUGAUUGACUGACAGUGACAGUUCAUUGGUACUGAGUGACGGACCACGGGCACGGAGACGAGCCGUUAAUAACCGCUAUGAAUUCCACGAUUUUAUUGGUUAGAACUACCCACGUGAUAUCUGUGUUCGUAUUGGUCAGAGAAUUAAGCAAUAAAGACAAAUGACAAUCAGCUGUUAGACAUCAUUUAUGUGAUGGAAUUUUUAUUUUGAUAUAAAUAAAUAUUAUUACUGAUAAUUUGUAUAAGCAAAAUUAUUGUACUGCACCUACAGUGACUCACAGCCUCAAUUCUGAAAUGAUACAGUCGUUACUCAAUAAAACUAGCUUGUGUCAGUGACCAAAUAUUAGAAAAAAAAUUACAUACUGAAAGUAAGUUACUAAGUCCUCUAAAAUAGCAUAAGCUAUGUUUUGGGUUUCAAAUAUACCAUACUUAAAUAACAAUAGUUCUUUAAUUAUUUUGUGUACGAUUUUGAUAUCAGCUAAAAUGAUGUAAACUUUUAAAGGAGAAUAUUAAUAAAGAAAACAAAACUCCUUGGUGCUUAUUUCUUUGGCUGAUAGAAGAUUUAUUUCUUGCAGUUCAGCUAUGUAGAUUAUUCUUUUGUAAUAUCCGUCUAAUUGUUUUAGGAUUACAUCUUUUUCCAAACUGUGUUUCCACCUCAUCUCUCAAUUUUGGUGCACUUUUUUGGGAUUAUUUGCUAUUUCUCUGACAAUACAUCUUAGCUAUUAGGACUUUGCAGACGACUGCUCUGAAAAGUUCGUUUGAUGUUCAUCCGUACCAUUCUCUCAAGUUGCACAGCCAAGAUAUUCUGCAUCUCCCUAUGCUUCUUUUUCCUUGAAUCUUUCCCUGCAUAAUGAGUUGGAGCAAGUUGUUUUGGCCCAUACAUGGCAACAUUUUUCAUACGAAUUUCUAGUUACAUACAAUCUUUUUAUGUCAUAAGGCCAAACCCAGUUAUACCAGGAAAUUGGCUCAGGCCAUAGCAUUAUUCUCUAUAUAUAAAAACUUAGGAAAGUGUGUCCUUUUAGGUGACACAAUAGAUCGAACACAACGAGCCAUGUGUAUCUUUUUCGGUACACAGUGUUGAGGACAGUGUAUAUCUAAAAGUGGUCCCACUGGCGCUGAGGGUGUUAAUUAUUGCAUAUUUGAAACCCAAAAUUUAUUUAGCUUAUGCUAUUUUAGAAGACUCAUACUAACUUACCUACUUUCAGUAUGUAAGUUUUUUCUAAUAAAUAUUGAGCGACUGACACAAGCUAGCUUUAUUGAGUAGUGACUGCAUCAUUUAAGCUGUGAGCCCCUGUAUAUGUUUAUCAUUCAUGGCCUAGCUACACAUUAAAAUUGUUUCGUUAUCAUUCCCUGCGUUGCUUUCUUCAGCGUGCACACUGAUUUUUGUACAGCAGCUUUUGUAGCCAAUAGUUACUCUUUUUGGUUUGUUACUAACUCCCUUCUACAAUAGAGAGUUUGGGGCUUAUUAUUCGCUAAAGUGUUAGAAUGCUUGUGGGUUUUGAUAUAUGUACCUACUACCACAACUCUCAAUACAAACUUUGAUCAAACUGAUAGUGUGACGACUAGAUUUUUAUAAUUUGAACAAACUGCAGUUGUGACGUCACUUCCUGAGUUUGCUCAAACUGUUUGAUCAAAUUAUUUGAUAGUGAAACCACGACUUUAAGGAUUUAAGUAACAUCAAUUUAAUUUGCAAUAAAAAAGAUCAUGAAGAUUUGACGAUGCUUGUAAAUACAUACACCCGAUUUAGAUAAUUUAAGUGACAGCAAUGUUUAGAUUGUUUUGUCAAAUAUACCUACAUGCAACAAAAAAUCUAAUAAAAAUUUGCAUAAAAAAAUUGAAGUGUUUUAAAGGUUUCAAUCUGUAAAAACAUUGAACCACAGAAACGGUUUUUCUCCACAAAGGAACAAAAAUCGUAGCAACAUAUUAAUAAGUGAUACGUUUAAAAAUCCAAAUGUAAAUGAAAUUUCAGACUUUUUAAAAGGACACAAGACACAACAUGCCCUAUACUUCACAAAAUGCCGAAGAAAAUCAUAAUUAUUAUAUAAUAUAACAUAUAAUUUCCCCUAAAUUACUUUUCCCCAUAUCCAGUAUAUUAACUUUUAUGUAAAUUAUCUCUUUUUAAUUUUCAUGCAUUUAUAAUUUAAUUUAUAAGAUCUAUUCUAGUGCUGCCGUGUUUGUAUUGAACAACUGAAAUAAAUUAAAAGAAUAUUAUAGCUAUACAAUAAUUGUUUAUAUUUUUUAUGAGAUAAAAAGAAAUAUUUUAUGAGACUAAGGUACAGUCUAGAAAGAAGACUAGUAGAAACGAAUAAAUAGUGUUUUUUAAUCAAUACCGUUUUUCAAUACAUAUUGAUUUUCUACCACACUUUUAUUUCUAUCAUAAAAAUUGUCAAUUGUAAGAUAAACAAGAAAUUAAUAUUUAUCCAUCAUCCUCAGUUAGCUGACUUGUUUUCUUGAAACGACACUUUGCAUACAAUAUUGGUAUUUAAAUAUCCCGCUCUGUCAUUCUUAAUCAUUUGACCAGUACGAACACAGAUAUCACGUGGGUAGUUCUAACCAAUGAAAACUUGGAAUUCAUAGCGGUAUUUAACGCUUCGUGGCACGGAGUACUUACUAAGUCCGACUGUGGACACAUUGUGGAUGUGAAUGCCCUGGUUUAAAAUUAUCAUUAGAAUACAUAAAAUCAAGUUUUAAUAAAAUGAAAGUGAAACAAGAAUUUAGUGAGGAAACGUGCAAAAUAGAAAUAGAGUAUAAUGACUUUAAUAAUGCUCUUCUAGAUGGUUUUAAAUGUGAAAUCAAAGAGGAAUCCAAUAGCCAAAGUACACAUGGCACAUAUGAUUCUUUUGACUUAAAGAAAUGUCCCAUAAAAACUGAAAUAGAACAACAUGGCAAUGAACUUAAUCCAUUUGAAGAAAAACAAGAAUCUGAAAAAGGUUGUCUCCAAGAGAACAAAAUAGAGAUGAUGGAGACACUAACUGAACAUUCAUCACAUGAAGAAAAUUAUAUUAAUCAACAUGCGGAAGGAAAAACAUUAAAUAAAAAUGUUAGAGUUGUGACUGGAAAAAAACCUUACAAGUGUGAAAUUUGUUUUAAGCAGUUUAGUGUAGCAGGUAGUUUGAAAACACAUUUGAAAGUGCAUACUGGAGAAAGACCUCACAAGUGUGAAAUUUGUUUUAAGCAGUUUACUAACACAAGUAAUUUGAAAGUGCAUUUGAGAGUGCACACUGGAGAAAAACCUCACAAGUGUGAAAUUUGUUUUCAGCAUUUUAGUCGAGCACAUCAUUUAAAAUCACAUUUGAUGAGUCACACUGGAGAAAAACCUCAUAAGUGUGAAAUUUGUUUUAAGCAGCUUAGUCGAGUAGAAUAUUUGAAUGGCCAUUUGAGAGCGCACACUGGAGAAAAACCUCACAAGUGUGAAAUUUGUUUUAAGCGGUUUAGUUAUAAAAGUAAUUUAAAAACACAUUUAAGAUUGCACACUGGAGAAAAGCCUUACAAGUGUGAAGUUUGUUUUAAACAGUUUACUCAUAAAAUUUCUUUGGAUGAACAUACGAAAGGUCACACUGGAGAAAAGCCUUACAAGUGUGAAAUUUGUUUGAAGCAGUUUUCUCAGAAGGUUCAUUUAAAUAGUCAUUUAAUAUUACACACUGGAGAAAAUCCUUAUAAAUGUGAAAUUUGUUGUAAGCAGUUUACUAGAACAGAUAAUUUGAAAAAACACUUGAGAUUGCACACUGGAGAAAAACCUCACAAGUGUGAAAUUUGUUUUCAGCAUUUUAGUCGAGCACAUCAUUUAAAAUCACAUUUGAUGAGUCACACUGGAGAAAAACCUCAUAAGUGUGAAAUUUGUUUUAAGCAGUUUAGUCGAGUAGAUCAUUUGAAUGGCCAUUUGAGAGUGCACACGGGAGAAAAACCUCACAAGUGUGAAAUUUGUUUUAAGCAGUUUAGUUAUAAAAGUAAUUUAAAACAACAUUUAAGAUUGCACACUGGAGAAAAGCCUUACAAGUGUGAAGUUUGUUUUAAACAGUUUACUCAUAAAAUUUCUUUGGAUGAACAUAGUCGAGUAGAUCAUUUGAAUGGCCAUUUGAGAGCGCACACGGGAGAAAAACCUCACAAGUGUGAAAUUUGUUUUAAGCAGUUUAGUUAUAAAAGUAAUUUAAAACCACAUUUAAGAUUGCACACUGGAGAAAAGCCUUACAAGUGUGAAAUUUGUUUGAAGCAGUUUUCUCAGAAGGUUAAUUUAAAUAAUCAUUUAAUAUUACACACUGGAGAAAAUCCUUAUAAAUGUGAAAUUUGUUUUAAGCAGUUUACUAGAACAGAUAAUUUGAAAAAACAUUUGAGAUUGCACACUGGAGAAAAACCUCACAAGUGUGAAAUUUGUUCUAAACAAUUUAGUGAAGCAGGAACUUUAAAAGGACAUUUGAGAGUUCACACUGGGGAAAAACCUCACAAGUGUGAAAUUUGUUUGAAGAGGUUUACCAACUCAGGGGAUUUGAAAAGACAUUUGAGAGUGCAUACUGGAGAAAAGCCUUACAAGUGCGAAAUCUGUUUUAAGCAGUUUAGUGAAGCAAGUACUUUAAGAACACAUUUGAGAGUGCACACUGGGGAAAAGCCUUACAAGUGUGAAAUUGAAUCGGUGAGUGAAAGAACAAUAUAAACGCCAAAAACGACAUUUUGAACUAGAUAGCCAAAAUACGUUUAAUAGGUUAAUGCAUCACUGGGCAAAAGAACAGUAUAAACACAACUCUCUGCGAUUCAAUAUCGACAUAGUCCAUUCGGGUUAGACGAAUAACAGGCCUAACCUUGCAUUAGGAGCUGCCCCAAAUUUUAUUUUUUUAAUCUUUAGGGGGGUCAAUAGUAGUGUAAAUUUAAAAUCUCGACUGAAUUCCGCCAUUGCGUUAGCCGCCAUCUUGAUUUUAAACGAGAACCGUUUUUGCUCAAUAUCUCCGCCAUUUUCAACUUUCCGACAAAAAGUAUAACAACCAAAAUUGUUGAAAAUGUAAUUUUCUAUCAUUUCUAGUUUUACAGUUUUUUCGUGCCAUCGAUAUUUUCCGAGUUAUAGCGGAAAAUAGUGACAGUUAUAUAUAAAUAGAGCAUAAUUAUUGAAUUAUCUCGUUUAUUGUUAGUUUUACCACAAAAAUGUUCCUAUACAAAAAUAGAGAGAAUUGAAUUCUACACAAUUUUAGUUUCUUUAAUUUUUUUGCUAAAGUUAAUAUUUAAGGUAGUAUGUAUGCGAUAAUGGCGCGAGCGUAAGACCUGAUUGAUUUUGUAGCAAUUGUUUUUGUUCAAUAUCUACGCCAUUUUCAACUUAAAUUGUUCCAAAUAUGAUUUCCUACAAUUUCUUUUUAACAAUGUUUUUCAUGCGGUUGAUAUUUUCCGAGUUAAGUGGGAAAAUAGUAAAAAGUGGUGGGGGAGCAUAAUUACUGAAUUGAAUCUUUUUUCCGAGCUGCCCCAAAUUCUAUCCUUUAGGGGAGAUCAAUAGUAGUGUAAAUUUAAAAUCUCGACUGAAUUCCGCGGUUGCAUUAGCCGCCAUAUUGAUUUUAAAGGAGAACCGUUGUUGCUGAAUAUCUCCGCCAUUUUCAACUUUUCGACAAAAACGGUAGGAACUAAAAUUGUUGGAAACGCAAUUUCCUACAAUUUCUUUUCCACAAUUUUUUUAUGCGAUCAAUAUUCUCCGAGUUAAGGAGGAAAAUAGUGGAAGCGGAGGGGAAGCAUAAUUAUUGAAUUGUCUCAUUUAUUAUUAACUUUACGACAUAAUUGUACAUAAACAAAAAUAAAGAGAAUUAUAUUUUAUACAAUUUUUGAAACUUCCAAUGACACACCAACCAAACUAAGUACAUAAAAGACAUAAAUAAUAACUUAUAUGCAUUAAGUUCACUUAAUUUUAUUAACUAGCUGGUUUUAUUGGUUGAAUUUGUCUGUCGAUAAUUAAGUUUCAUGUCAGCUAACAUAUUUUAAUAUUUCAACAAUUUUUUUUUAAUUUUGGACCCCGUUGGGGGGAAUUUUCCCAUCCCCCCUCUUAGACCCGCCACUGGUUCUCUCGAAACAUUGUAGUACAUUGUAAUUGCAACAAUUUCAGUCCUUACACUUUUUGUCGAAAAGUUGAAAAUGGGGAAGAUAUUGAACAAAAACAAUUGCUUUAAAAUCAAUCGGGUCUUACGCUCGCGCCUUUUCCGCAUACGUACUACCUUAAAUAUUAAUUUUAUC